UCUUCCCUCGGUACGUCCGUCGUAUUUUCCUCCCCUCCACUGCCUGCUUUAACAGUGAGAGCCAGUCGAAAUAAACAAGCGCAAAAGGGGGGACCGUUGGAGGGACCGGUCUGGUUCCAGUGUCACGUUUAUCACCAGCCGAUGGACAGAGGGGGCUUACACCUAUAAGUUGCCAUCAGUGAAGCCCAAACCUCCCGUCAGUCUCUGGCUUCACUAAGCCCAUAUCAUUGUAAAGUUUUAAAAUCCUGCGCUGCAUACACUGAGCUCCGACAAAGCGAGGUUUUCCCUCAAAAUUGCAGUGAGAACUACAAGUGGACCUAUGGACAUGUCCCGCUGUCCUCCUUCCCCCAUUCCUGGUCUAUAGUCAACCAGAAACGACCCAUAUUCUCACUCGCACCCCAUUCACAGCCAUUUGACCAACCCUCCCCACCCUGUGUUUACACCAUGGCUAGCAAGAGGAAGUCUACUACUCCUUGUAUGAUCCCCAGCAAGAUCAUAUGCCCAGCAGAGGAGGUUGAACGGGACUCUCCUGUUUUUCUCUGUCAAUCCAGGAUUUCUGGAGGGGGCAAACAUAGUCCCCUUGACCCUGGAGAGUCUUCCAAACCAGAGUCGGGGGACGCUGUCAAAGACGGUGCUGGCACUUACACCUGUAAGCCUUGUAACUUUGAAACCCAUGACCUUAACUUGUUCUUGGAUCACGUGUACUCCGGGCACCCAGACUUCCGUGCCGACCCCAGCUUCUUUUGUGUGAGCUGUGGGGUUUCAGCGCCCAAGUUUGAGGGGCUGGCCCUGCAUAAUGCCAGGGUUCACCCCAGCACAUUGAACACAACUCUGCAGCUAAGGAAGAGGGACAGGAGAGUAGUGGUGGAGCAGAAUCUGGUGACUGGGGCAGAGACGGGGAGGGAUAGCGAAAUUUCCAUCACCAAAACCCCAAUUAUGAGGAUGCUAAAGGGCAAAUCGGAGCCUAAACGAAUAGUGGUGUCUCACCCAGUCUCAGACGAGCCUUCGUCAGACCCGCACUCUAUCUCUGCCUCCAGAGAGACUGAGAAAAAAGAGACCGCUGCAGUGACAGUCACCCAUGUUCCCACAAUUGUCCACAAUGGAACGACCAAGGUCACUCUGCCUUCAGCAAUCCAGAUAGUCAACGGCACUGGAGCAUUACCAAUGCUGAAGACUCCCAUCACACAGGUGGUCUCAGUGGUUCAAAACAGAAGUCUUCAUCAAUCUACACCAAUCACAGCCUCCUCAAAUUUUUCCUCCACUUCCUCGCCUUCUUCCUCCAAAAACCUCCCCAAGGUGAUGAUUCCUUUGAGCAGCAUCCCUACCUACAGUGCCUCCAUGGACUCAUCUUCCUUCUUGAAGACCUCCUUCAGUAAGUUCCCGUACCCCACAAAGGCUGAGCUCUGCUACCUGACUGUGGUCACAAAGUUUCCUGAAGAGCAGAUCAAGAUCUGGUUCACGGCCCAGAGACUUAAACAAGGCAUCAGCUGGUCUCCUGAGGAGAUCGAGGAGGCCAGGAGGAAGAUGUUCAACACCAUCAUCCAGACUGCACCCUCUAGCUCGCAGAACCAGGCCCAGAGUCAACGUAGCCCAGCCCAACACACAAUCACAGUCCUGCCUGCCUCACUGGGGGCUACUGGGAUCCCUCACAUCCUGCAGGGCUCUCUUGUCAGCCAAGGAGGAGUAAUCGUCACUCAGCCUGUAGUGGCAAAUGGUAUCCAGGUUAGCAGUGCUCCUGUGGCCCUGGCGGUCACACCUAAGCCCCAGGCAGCAGCCCGCCCCAUGAUGCAGGCCCGACCUGCUGCAGCCCUGGUGGCAGACAAAGGCAUCAGCAUGGUGGUGGGAACGGUUGGCAGCAGCAGUACUGGGAGCAACAUCAUCAGCAGCAGCAGUAAUAGUAGUAGGGGUUGGGGAGGGGGCGUUAGCAGUAUUAUUACAAGCAGUCAAGCUAGUGUCAUCAACCUUAGUCUAGGAAGCAGUAAUCAUAGUAAUGCUAAGGUGAGCAGUGUAAAUGGUAAACUCAGCCGUGCUAAUGCAGACUGCAAUGACAAGAGUAAUAGUAAUCUUACCAGCCAUGUAAGUGCUAAGAACACUGAUAUCAGCAAAGCCAACAACACCAGCAUUAUGCAGAGUGACAACAAAGUAACCACAGAAAGCAAAAACACCAUAGACAGCAAAUCUAACAGUAACAGCAAAACAGGCGGAGAUGGACAGAAAAGCAAAGAUACCAACGGUAGCAGCAACAAAAAUAACAAAACCAGCACAAGCACAGAUGAUGUCGACCCCACCACUAGUGACUCUCCAACCAUCAAAAUGGAGGAGGUGUCUUCCCCUGCCUCAAAGUCGUCUUCCCCCUCUCCUGCAGCUCCUCCAAGCAGCACACCCGGCUCUCGGACACCUGUUAACGCAUUCCUGGACCCCAGCUUUUACAAAGGCAAGAAGUCUCAGGAACAGCUCAACGCUCUGAAGGACAGUUUUCAGGUCAGCCAGUUUCCCGACCAGGAGGAGGUGGACCGCCUCAUUGCUCUGACGGGGCUCACGGUACGAGAAGUCCGCAAAUGGUUCAGUGACCGGCGCUACCACUUUCGCAACCUCAAAGGUACACGCUCCAGCACAGGUGGACAGAAUAAGUCUGGCACUGCAUCAGGAGCAGGGAGUGGUUCAAGUACGCCAGGGAGUGGUGCCGCUGGCAGUGCCAACCUUGCUGAUCUGUCUGAAAGUAGCAGCAACUCUGGUGCAAAAACACCCCAGCACAGCUCUGCACCCGUGAGCCCAACUGCAUCACAGACUCCCACCUCUCCCACCACACCUUCCCGGCGACUCCCCAGACCUCCUUCUCCUGAUUUUACAGCUAUCCGCUACAAGGAGAGAGAACCUCAUCAGGUAAAGGCUCUAGAGACCAGUUUUUCCCAGGACCCUGACCCAUCAGGAGAGGAAGUGGACAGACUGCGCUCUGAGACCAAGAUGACCAGAAGGGAGAUCCAUGGCUGGUUCGCUGAGAAGAGGAAGAGAGUGGCAGCUGAGAAGAAGAAAGAGGAGGCUACGCGGGUAUUGAGAGAUGAAGAGGAGGAGAUGGACAUUGAUGGGGAGGAGAGACAGAAAGAGGACAGUUCAGGAGAACUGAAAGUCAACCCUAUUAAAAUAAAUCUGAAGAUGCUGAAAGUGACAGAGGCCAGUGGCAAAGCAGAGGGUGAAGGGUUGGAUAGCCCCGCUUUACAGCUUCAAUCCAGCAGCACACCUGCAUCCUCCCCAUCCUCCACCCCCAAACCUUCCCAAUCCUCCACCCCAACUCCCAAACCAUCCCACUCCCCCAAACCCACAACCGUUCGAGGUAAGAAGACAGCAGAGCAGCUGCAAAUGCUCAAACAAGUCUACGUCCGUACCCAGUGGCCCAGCGCUACUCAGUAUGAUGAACUGAUCUCAGCUACUGGACUGCCCAGACCUGAGGUAGUGCGCUGGUUUGGGGACUCGCGUUAUGUGCAGAAGAACGGCCAGCUGAAGUGGCUGGAGGCUUACCAGAACAUAGCUCUGGAAGAGGACCUCCAGAAGGGGAACGCACAGAUCCUCCAGGCCCACCUCGACGUCCACGGCAGUCUGGAGGAGUCACAGUUGCAGGAACUGGUUCAGGCUAGUGGUUUAACAGCGGACUUGGUGCGAUAUUGGUUCUCCACCAAGGCGUCUUUGCCACGGACGGAACAAACUCCUGCUGCUCAUGCGGCAGAACCAAGACCAGUUGCACCAGACGCAGCAGCUGAGCCACGAACAGGAUCCUCCCCUCUGGAGCCGCAGCCAGGAGGAGGGACGGAGGAGAAAAUGGAGCAGUCGGUGUGUGGUGUUGCAACAGAAGUGGAGGACAACACUGACAAGACUGUGAAUCCUACUAAAGGAACCGAUUGAAGGAGGCCUUUUGUCUGAGGAUGGAGUUCACAAUGCAGGUGGUCUUUGUGUUGGCAGUCUGAGGAAAAGACAGCAGAUGCGGUUGUAACUGGAUCACUGGAUGGAAACCAUCCUCACCCAUCCCUCUCUCACACCCCUAGAGGUAGGCAUGACCUCCCCUAGUACGUGAGAUGGACGCUAAAGCCACCAACCCCCCCACCCCUUCUUCUUCUCCUCAUCCACCCACUCCCUGCCCUCCUUCUCCCGUGGUGUCUACCCCUCCGCUACACAGACUUUCUCCAGUAUCCUCCCGUCCGCCAUUUUCCCAUCAGAAGGAAGCUCCAGUAGAGACUGAAGUGCGGAUGUGGUGGAGGGGAGGGGCAGGGCUGACAGCGUUUUUCUGCCGUGUUUGUUCCGUCUGCCUGCUGUGAUGGGAGAAAGGAAGAAGAGGAAAAAAAGAGGGCAGAUUUGGAGGAAGAGGAGGAACAAAAAAAAGGGAGAAGUGUAGUCGAGAUUGAGACCUCAGCAGAUGUUGAGGGGUGGGGGUUGGGUUUGGACAGUUACCGACCGAUCGGCAGAGUGUUGAGACUGUUCAUAGUUUGUUUUGGGGUAUGAAAAACUGCACAGCUCUUUGCUACAGGGUGCUUGCCAAGGCCUUAAAGUAAAUAAAAUGACCCUUUUUCCAUCAUGUCAUCUUCAUACUUUUUUUUUUUUUUUCCACCAUCAUGCACUCAUACACUUUGACUUCAUGCUUGCAGCUUACUUUAAAUGUGCUAGCUAGGCUGUUCAUAGCAUCUUAUGUAAAACACAGCACUGAUGUUAAUUUAUCAUGUCUUUAGGUUAUUUUUUUUUGGUUUUGUUUUGACAUGUAUUUGUAUUCCAUUUCUUAACUGUACAUAUUUGGUUAAAUUGUCCAGUUUGGGAAAACGUCUGGAAUUCUGUUAUCCAAAGAAGGCAAGCAUCCUGUUGUUUCAAAAAAAAAAAAAGAAAGUGACACAAUAUAGUAGACUACAUGGAAUCUGGUUUGUGUUGUAGCAUCAAGUGCUUCUUUACGUCACUGACGUGUACGUACCUUUGUUUUUAUGGAACUUUCCUACGAAAUAAAUUUGACUGUAAAAGAACUGUGAACUUUUACCCGAGUUCCAUACUUAAGCUUGAUGUUUAAUUUUUACAGAUGGUAUUUGCAGAAUAAAUAAUGUAAUAAA
Siniperca chuatsi (mandarin fish) is the source of this 5081-nucleotide messenger RNA. It is a transcript of the gene zhx3b, whose product is annotated as zinc fingers and homeoboxes 3b. Gene Ontology annotation, cellular component: nucleus. NCBI's taxonomy places the organism in Eukaryota, Metazoa, Chordata, Actinopteri, Centrarchiformes, Sinipercidae. The transcript is spliced from 7 exons. Bases 445 to 3897 code for a protein of 1150 amino acids. Gene Ontology annotation, molecular function: DNA-binding transcription factor activity, RNA polymerase II-specific; DNA binding. Gene Ontology annotation, biological process: regulation of transcription by RNA polymerase II. The record is from RefSeq and is a predicted model, not a curated record.